Molecule: messenger RNA, 1794 nt
Organism: Wallemia ichthyophaga EXF-994
Lineage: Eukaryota; Fungi; Basidiomycota; Wallemiomycetes; Wallemiales; Wallemiaceae
Product: Vacuolar protein sorting-associated protein 52-like protein
Exons: 6
Coding region: 1-1794 (597 amino acids)
Biological process (GO): Golgi to vacuole transport; retrograde transport, endosome to Golgi; endocytic recycling
Cellular component (GO): GARP complex
Molecular function (GO): syntaxin binding
Source: RefSeq, a predicted model, not a curated record
AUGGAUACAGCACCGACAGCGCCGAUAGCGCCAGCUCUCGACGCAAUCUUCGACCCAGCGCCAUCUCCAGCAAUCAGGGAAGAUGUGUCAUACCAAGGCACUGACGAGGAAUGGCAGUGCGUCAUUGAAAUGCUUAAACGUGACGAUAGAGAUAUAGAAGAUGUUUAUGAUUCUCUUAAGCGCACCGUCGAUGACGAAUUCCUGAGCACGGCAGCACAGACGAUGGAAUUGGAUAGCUCUAUCAAGCAUUCCGUACAAGAUACGGAAACACUCGCGAACUUCCUCUCCACAUUCCAGCAAUCUAUGUUAUCAACGAGUUCACAGAUCAGCUCUUUACAGACGAAAUCCAUCGAAAUAGACAAUCAGUUGCACAAACAGAGAGCACAGGCAGCUGAAAUCGAUGGGCUACUCAAAGAGCUAAUCAUUCCUCCGCAACUCAUCAACCUCAUCAUGAACCAGGAGCUAACAGAUGUUGAUGCUUGGAUUAGCGGGUGUAAGAGCAUCGAGGGCUUUCUGCGCUCAGUUGAGAAGCAUCAGCAUGUCAAAGCUAGAGUACAGUUGCAGAGUGUCUUACAGGCGCUCAAAACGAAGGCUGCAGACAAGAUACGUGGUAAACUAUUUAGUCUGUUUGUGCCCUUCCAAGCCUCCGCGACGUCCAACAUCGCGUUUCAUCAGACAGCAGUGCUGUUUAAGUACGCGCCUUUGUACGCAUUUCUCAAAAGACAAGAGCCACGGGCUGCUCAUGAGGUUGAACGUGUCUAUGCAAAUGCCGCGAGAGGCUACUACGAGACGUGCUUGGUGAGAUAUACGAGAGAGGCGUUCAAGAUCGAACCCAGAUUCCAAGAGCUCGCAAUCGGCAACUCGGCAAAUGCAUGGGAAAGCAACGAAGAGCCAUAUGAACUCGAUAGUGUCAAGCAGCGACUCACUUACUCUACUUUGGAUGGACCGUCAGUCUUUUUGGCAUACCAGGCUGACGAUCAGAACUUUAAAUUACCCCCUGAAGCAAUCUUCAGAAGCUUAUUGCUUGUCUUCAUAGACAAUGCGUGCUCAGAAUUUGCAUUCUGUGCUCGCUUCUUCGACGACUCGCUGCACUCAUUAUACCACGACAAAAGCAUCAAACCUGGCGUCUUUCUCUCGGAGAAGGAGGUUGCCAUUGCAAGCGAGCUAGGAUCUCUUAAAUCCACACAACACAUCUGGAAUCAAGUGUUUGAGACGGCAUUUAAUCAGAUAAAAGGUGACUUACUCAAGAUACCCACGGCGACCACCUUACCAAGCGCUAUUUUUAGUAUGAUCAGAAUAAACGACGAGGCACACCAGGUGUGCUUGAAUAGGGGUUGUCUACCGGCAAGCAAUCUCUGUGCAGGCUUGAGGAUUUCGCUUUGGCCGCUGCUUCAGAAGGAGAUGGAUGCCAGAGUACUAGCCUUACAGACACUUGCUGAGGAAACCCAGGCGCCCUCCGCCAGUCUUCUCGGUACGGCUGGCAACUUUGUCAGCUCGUCGAUGGGUUUUAGUGGAAAAAGAGUUAGCCCGGAACUGGCUGAGAAGGUCAGCAGGAGAUACGCGACUCUGUACAGUUCAUUAAAGGAGCUUUCUACAUCUGAUGAUCAGAUGAUGAUGCAAUCAAACAUCAAGAGAUUGCGCUCGUUGGUGCAGAGUGUUAUCGAGAAAGCAGCAGGCAGGAGCGAGAAUGGAGAUUGGCUAGCGAGCGCGUACUCGGCACUAGCUUUGCAGACGCGCUCAUUCGAGGAUGAGAGGUCGUAUUGGCUUGAAAUGGCUUCUAAGCAUAAGAAAUAG